Messenger RNA from Lycium barbarum (goji berry), 5836 nucleotides. RefSeq lists its product as uncharacterized. The record is from RefSeq and is a predicted model, not a curated record. NCBI's taxonomy places the organism in Eukaryota, Viridiplantae, Streptophyta, Magnoliopsida, Solanales, Solanaceae. The transcript is spliced from 12 exons. Bases 4233 to 5591 code for a protein of 452 amino acids.
UCUAUCUACUUUGGUCUCUCUGUGCACCCAAUAAAGCUUCUUUUUUUUUUUCUUUAAAAAAUUGGAGCGUCUUAUCAGCAAUACGCCUCGUAGUUCAGCCAGUGAUCAUCUUCACAUAAUUAAUAGAGUAUAAGAUAUGGAGUACUCUGGUGGUAACAAGAUGGUUCUCAAACCUAUACGAAUAUCAAAAAAUUUAGAUGAAAAUGGAGGAGAAGAAGAAGCAAUAUUACUGAGUCCAACUUCUCGAAUGUUUCAUGAACCUAACUACAACCUUUAUGUCUUAGCCAUUAUGGGUUGGAAUGUACCAAUGAACGUUGAUGCGAUCAAUGGUGGAAUACUAGGCAAGAUGCUUAAACACCCACGCUUUUCCAGUUUGCAGGUUAUGGAUGAGACGGAUGGCAAUCGAAAAAUGAGAUGGGUUCCCCAACAGUGAACAUAGAUGAUCAUAUCAUAGUGCCCCAAAUCGCGGAUGAUAAUAUGGAUACACACUACUAAAAAAAAAGUGAUUUAGGAGAUCAUUGUGCUGCUGCCUCUUGAAAGCUUUGACGAUUAGUAGACAACCUCCUUAAUCUUUCUGAUGGAAUCUCGUAAUUGGAUGUAUAAUAGGACAAACGAAAACCGAGGGGGGAUGAGGCAAGAAUUUUUAGAUGGUGUCGAUACUUUUGUUGGCUAUGCAAUGACACUUGAAACUUUUCUAAGUCAUGGCUUGGUUAGGUGCCCUUGUGUGAAAUGUCAAUGUAGGAAUUACAAGAAUCCAGAGAUUGUUAGGCUUCAUCUCUGUAAAGACGGCUUUUAAAAAGAUUAUACAGUGUGGACUAGUCAUGGAGAAAUGAAUAGUAGUUUUGGUAGAUUUCAAGACUUUGUUGUUGGUGAAAGUAGUAGGGUGGUGGAACCUAAUGUCCAAAAUUCUAGAAUGCACAACAUGGUUCAAGAUGCUUAUGGGAUGCAUUCCGAUUUUGAAUCCGGUAACCAUGGUGAAGAAGCUCCAAAUGAAGAAGCUAGUCGUUUUUUUGAACAGUUGAAAAAGGCUAGUCAGCCUUUAUAUGACGGGAGUCCCCACUCUCAAUUGUCUAUUGCUGUUAGAUUAUUAAGCAUCAAAGCAGAUUGGAAUGUUCCUCAAGGUGCAAUAGAUGUUGUGAUUGGCCUUAUACAUGAAUUAGUUGACCCGAAUUUAGAGAUACCUGAAAAUUACUAUAAGGCAAAGAGACUAGUGUCUAAGUUAGGACUCUCGUCGAUGAGAAUUGAUUGUUGUGAAAAUGGAUGCAUGUUAUACUAUAAGGAUGACGAAGGUCUAGAAUCUUGUAAGUUUUGUGGAAAAGCUCGUUUUAAGCGGACUCGUAGCGGGAAGAGGGUUGCUGUUAAGGCGAUGCAUUACUUACCUCUUACACCAAGGUUAAAGAGGUUGUACGCAUCAAAUAGCUCCGCUCCUCAUAUGAGAUGGCACAGUGAAAAUAGAAGGCUGCCUGGUGUUAUGUGUCAUCCAUCAGACGGAGAGUCUUGGAAACAUUUUGACACAACAUAUCCAGACUUUGCGGCUGAACCACGAAACAUUAGGUUGGGUUUAUGUUCCGAUGGAUUCACUCCACAUUCUGUUUCUGCUGCACCAUAUUCUUGCUGGCCUGUUUUUUUAACACCAUAUAAUCUUCCACCUGAGUUGUGUAUGACUAGUCCAUAUAUAUUCCUUACUUGCAUCAUUCCUGGCCCACGUAAUCCAUAAGUUUUGAUUGAUGUAUACUUGCAACCUUUGAUUGAUGAGUUGAAAAUGUUGUGGGUUGAAGGGGUUGAGACGUUUGACGUUUCUCUUAAGCAGAAUUUUAAUUUGCGGGCCACUUUAAUGUGGACUAUUAAUGAUUUUCCUGCCUACGGGAUGUUGUCUGGGUGGAUGACUGCUGGAAAGUUAGCCUGUCCUUACUGCAUGGAGAAUACUAAAUCGUUCACUUUAAAGCAUGGCAAAACAAAUUCAUGGUUUGAUUGUCACCGUCAGUUCUUGCCAAUGGAUCAUGAGUUUAGGAGUAUGAAAAAUGCAUUUAGGAAGAACAAAAUUGAACGAAACUAUCCACCUCUAAGACUUUCAGGAGAGGAAAUUUGGGAGAGGGUUGAGAACUUUCCAAAAGUUACUAAAGAACCACCGUACAAGUUCGAUGGGUAUGGGCUUGCACAUAACUGGAUGAAACAGAGCAUAUUUUGGGAGUUACCAUAUUGGAAGGAUAAUCUUCUCCGGCAUAAUGUUGAUGUUAUGCACAUUGAAAAAAAUUACUUUGAUAAUUUAUUCAAUACAGUAAUGGAUGUCAAGGGCAAGACAAAAGAUAAUCCAAAGGCAAGAUUGGACUUACAGGAAUAUUGUAUGUGUAAAGAGUUAUGGUUGCAGGACAAAGGGAACGGGGUCUUCAAGCCUAAGGCUAGUUAUUCAUUCACAAUGGAUCAUAAGCGAAAGAUUUGUGAAUGGGUUAAGAACUUGAAGAUGCCUGAUGGGUAUGCAUCAAAUUUGGAAAAACGUGUUGAUAUGGCGCAAGGAAAGUUACAUGGGAUGAAAAUCCAUGAUUGUCAUGUUUUCAUGGAAACUUUACUCCCCAUUGCAUUUAGUAGCUUGCCUGCCCGAAUCUGGAAGCCUAUGACAAAAAUUAAUUUGUUCUUCAAAGACUUGUGUUCCAGUACGUUGAGGGUAGACAACCUGGAUCGGAUGCAUCAGAAUAUUCCUGUAAUAACAAGUAAGUUGGAGAAAAUUCUUCCACCGGGGCUCUUCGAUGUGAUGGAACAUCUUCCAAUUCACCUUGCGGAGGAAGCUUGACUUGGAGGCCCAGUUCAUUGUCGUUGGAUGUAUCCCUUCGAGAGAACUAUUGGCAAGUCUAAACGGGGUAUCAAGCAAAAACAUAGAGUUAAAGGAUCAAUUUGUGAAGCCUACCUUGCUAAGGAAACAGCUCAUUUCUGUUCUUACUACUUUGGGAAUGAUGUGCCAUGCUUGCGAAAAAAACCCAAUCGGCAUUAUGAAGGAGGUGAGAAUGAUUCUUUAGCAAAGCCAAUAUCAAUCUUCAAUCAACCGGGUUCAGGUUCAAAAAAACGUACAAGACAAUUUAAUGAUAUGGAUUCUAAAUCUGCAUCGAUACAUGUCUUGCUAAAUUGCCCGGAAGUUCAACGAUAUUAUGAGUAAGUUAUUAUUAUUUUGCACUAACUAUCCAAGUACAAAGCAUAACAACUAACUCAAACUCCAUUUUGUCGGACAACUACUUUGUGCAUCAAAAUGGCAUUGAAAAAGUUUAUGACCAGUUUGGGAAGUGGUUUAACAAUUAUGUUUACAGUACAAAGUAUGGUUACCAUGACCAACUUUUAAAGGACAUAUCUUGGGGACCCGGUAUGGUCUAUUCUAUGGACAAAUAUGUGGUAAAUGAUUUUAAAUUUACUACCGAAGAACUAUCUAAGCAUACGAAAACUAACAACUGCGGGGUUUGGGUUAAAGGUGGCGAUGGAAACCAAGCCGGGGUCGAUUAUUAUGGUGUAAUUAAGGAGAUCCUAGAACUGGAAUAUUCUGGUGGUGGCAAAAAAAGAAUUGUACUUUUUCGGUGCAAGUGGUUUGAUCCAACCCCAAAUAGAGGUACAAGGGUACUCAAGCAGUAUAACAUCAUAGAAGUAAAUCACACGAGGGAGUAUGCGGCUUAUGAUCCUUUCAUUAUUGCACAAAAUGUUAGACAAGUGUACUAUGCUCCUUAUCCCUUGCGUCCAGAUAAGUCUGCUUGGUGGGUGGUAAUUAAAGUCAAGACUGUGGGUCGAGUGGAAGUGGAGAAUGUGUUUCCUGUUGCAUUCUAGGAUGACGACAUAUCAGUUGUUCACCAAACAGUUGACAAUGAGUUAGAAGAUGAUUUAGAGCAUGCAGAACACAUAUUUGAAGAAAUAAAUGCAGAAGAUAUUAAUGCAUAUGUGAACGAAUGUAAUAAUGGAAAUGAACAACUGAUGAGGAGGAAUGGUCAGAAGAGAGAGAUGUGGAUGGGGAUGAGGAUUAAUAGCAAUUAAUACCUCAACGAAGACAUUGUUUGAGCCAUUUCGACAUUUUAGAGAUCUAGGAGGGGUAAUGCACUUGACAAUCUUGACGGUGUAGUGGUGAAAAAAAAGGUAAGAAAACAAAGAAGGCUAAGGAGACGGGGGUUUCCCAGAGACCACCACAAAACCUUGUGAUUAGAGAUAGAAGCCUGUCGCCACAUCUCCCACCACGCGGUGCUCUAUUGCCUCAUGAUCCCCUCAUGAACAACAUUGCAUAUAGUCUUCCACUUCCAUACAGCUUUGGUCGGCCCUAUAUGGCUCCACGCGAGGGCUUUACUGAGGCGCCUCCCCAGAGCCCCUCGAUGAUGUCCACACCAGGUUAUCCUACCCCACAGGGCUUCACUCGGUAUACUUCCGGAUCUCAGCAGGCUACGUCUAGUGGUACUGCGACGGCCACUCCCAGUCCGACUGCAUCACAUCAUUCUUCAUCAUCUAUUGAACAACACAAUAUGACGGGUCCUGAUCUUCGAGAAAGUAGUACUGCGCCUCACACUCCUACCGCGAAUGACUUACGUGGAGGUUUAAGUGCUUCACAACUGGAAUCUUAUGAUUCAUCAGGGCGACUGAUCAUAGAGCCUGCAGGAUACGGUUGGUUACCAUACAAAGCUUCAGGACUCCUUACGGAUGAGAUAGAAAAACUAUUUAAAGACUCACCUACUUGGGGACAGAUGUCACCAAAUCGCCAGAGACAGAUCUAUUAUGCAUUUAAGGAAAAAUGUGUCUGGCGCCCGGAACAUGAGACGCAGCUAGCCCAAAACUUCAAGAAGAAAGCUCAGCGCUUACUAAGUGACAUGUUAAGAAGGGUUCGUGAAUCUAAUAAGAAGCCCAAGUGGAUCCUUCCUGAAAACUAUGCCAAGCUACUUCAUUACUGGGCAACUAAUGAAAGAUUCUUACAACUAAGUGACAUAGGGAAGAAGGCUAGAAAUUCGACAAAGGGUGGCUCCCUACACACUAGUGGGGCUAUGAGCCAAGAGGCUGUGAGGAGGAAGCUGGAACUAAAACGGGGGACGCCAGUGCCUCAAGAUGAGGCGUUCAAGAUCACUCACGUGAAGAAGAAGGCAAACACUAAUGAUCCAGACCAGUGGUGUGAGGAACGGGCUGAGUGGACCUACAAUCAAUAUCAACAUUCAAAGGCGGAGUUUCUUCGUACUCAGCCACCCAACACACAGCUGGCAGAAGAACAAAUGGAGGAAAGGUGGCUUGAGAGUGUUGGUGGUCUCACUAGGUUUGGCACAGGUUACGGAAUGCCACAUCGUGCAUUUCGUCAAUACCGGUCGCCCCUGGAAGGCCUACAUUCUUCCAAUACCGAGUCAUUUGAUAGAGUGAGUGCCAUGGCCAUGGAGCAAAAGAAUGCCAAGCUAUCUAGCCAACUACAGGCGUCAGAGGAAAGGGAGAGGCGAAGGGAUAUGCGGUUUGACGGUAUGAGGGCCCAAUUAGACGCAUUACUUGCUUCGAGGGGGAUUCCCUCAUGUGCUGAUGAUGCUCGUAACCCCCAUACUCAAUCUAGUGGUGCGGAUGAUGAUGGGACUCACGUGUCAAACACACAAAGGCAUGCUUGAAUGUUAAUGUUGUGGUGGAUUUGUGGAUUGUGUAAGUGUUUUGUGGAUGUUUGCGACGGGUGAAGUAGUCUAGUGUUGUAGACUAACUUAGUGUAGAUUAGUUUAAUGUUUUGUGGAUGUUUGUAAAGGUUGAAGUAGUUUAAUGUCUCUUUUGAAUGUUUCAAUGACGUUUUGAUUCAACUUUGAAGUAGUUUCGAAUUGAAUUUGAUGUAUUGGUGGUUGUAGUAUAUGUGUUUGUUGAAGUA